UCGCUGGAUGCGUGCUGCCAAUUUAGUUGCCAAUCGUUAAAAAGCGAAUUUAAUUGUCGCGUCUUGAUUGGAGCGUUUUGUGUUUUUAAGUGUGGUGGGAGUAGCGACGAAGACUUAUUUACAAUAACCUAUUUCAGUAUUUUCAGCUGUGUUCACUACAAAUAGGAUAAACCGGGAUAACCUUAAAGGACUGUGUUUUCACGGUCCACAAAAAUGGAUUCUAGUUCCAAAUUGUCCCAAUUAAAGCAGUUGCAUAAAGUAGCUUCUUGGACGCACAAAGUGGGUGUCAAUGUUGGUUCAGGCGAAUUUCUAGCUAACAUUGCGGUUGAAGACAAACACAUGUACAUAUAUCCUGAAGAACCGAACAGGAGCGAAAUCUUUAUCGAAAUUUCCAGUAUCGAAGGAGGACAUGAAGAGCAAGAAGCUGACAUUCUUGUGUUACAACUUGAUCGGCGGUGGCAAUUUCGAUUCGCAGAACCUGGGUCCAGGGCAGUAUUCUUAAGAAUACUUGGACUAAGAAACUCUUAUAAGCCAUCUGAUGACGAAUGUUAUAAGCCGUCGCAAGGUAAAUGGAAAAAGUGGAAAAAACGUACACGGGUGCCUUCUUUACCAACUCCAACAGUGGAGGUUGAGGAUACCAAUUCUAAAGUUAGCGUAUAUCAGGUGAUACAUCCAGAGGCUCAUGUGAUGCACAAAGUGGGUGUGACGCUGGACGAUAUUAUUGGUGGAAACGAAUAUGAUGCUGAAAUUGCGAUUGACAUUGAAAUUAACAAAAUAUUCAUAUAUUCGAUUCUUGGAGACAGGAUGCAAACCUACAUUGAAACUUCAGAGAUGGAAGGAUAUGAGGAGCAACAAAUUGGCAGCAUUAUGCUGAAAGUUAGUAGGCCAUGCCAAUUCCGAUUCACAGAGCCCUUGCAUAGGUCAACGUUCCUAAGCAUACUUGGAUUUGUUAAGUAAGAAAAUUAGAGAUAACUCAGGACCAUCAUCUCAUUUACCGUCACCAUCCUCACUAGAAAAGUAAUAAUAGGUUUGCUACAAUGACCAUAAGAAAAUGGCCCCGAAACGUCCAACAUCAUUUAUGAACAUGUCUUGAAUUGUGGAAGUGUGAAGCUAAACAAUUUUGAUCUUUUUUUGCAAUUUUUUGCGUAAGAUUGUUUUUUUUUUUUGUUAUUAAUGAAACGAAUGUGUUCACAUCAGUGGUAGUUUAUAGCAAUUUUAUACUAUUUUGUACAAAACUUUUUGCUUUAGUUUUGAAAAAAUAUAAUAUAGUUUAUAUCCAACAAUUUUAUCAGUUAUAAGU
Zophobas morio is the source of this 1300-nucleotide messenger RNA. RefSeq lists its product as uncharacterized. NCBI's taxonomy places the organism in Eukaryota, Metazoa, Arthropoda, Insecta, Coleoptera, Tenebrionidae. The coding region runs from base 214 to 957 and encodes 247 amino acids. The transcript has 2 exons. The record is from RefSeq and is a predicted model, not a curated record.